Pectinophora gossypiella (pink bollworm) is the source of this 1017-nucleotide messenger RNA. RefSeq lists its product as uncharacterized. The coding region runs from base 22 to 1017 and encodes 331 amino acids. The transcript has 2 exons. Lineage: Eukaryota; Metazoa; Arthropoda; Insecta; Lepidoptera; Gelechiidae. Gene Ontology annotation, molecular function: RNA-DNA hybrid ribonuclease activity; nucleic acid binding. The record is from RefSeq and is a predicted model, not a curated record.
UUGAGAAUUAUACUGGGAGCAAUGAAAUCUUCGCCUACAAAUGCUCUACAAGUAGAAGCUGGUGACCCUCCCCUAUCCAUCCGUAGAACGUACCUUUCAGACAGAUUUUUCUCGAAAAUUGUGCAAUACAAUAAACAUCCUCUCCUAUCAAAACUAAAAUCUCUCUCAUGCAUAAUACCAAAAAAUCAAUACUGGAAUAAUAAGGAUCUCCCCCAUCUCAUCAAAAGUUUUAAAAAAUUUAAAGUUUUAAACUAUAAAGUUCACCAAGCAAACAUAAAUCCUCUUUUUUCGACUCCUUUUGAAGCACUCCUUUUUAAACCGAAUAUUUUGAAGAGUUUUGGUAUUUUGAAAGACUCACCUGGGGCAAAUGCCCUCUUUAAUGAUAAAAUCAAUAGUGAUUGGAAUGACUGGCUACACUUGUAUACAGACGCUUCAAAGGCUGAAGAUGGGCGGAUCGGUGCCGCUGUCUGGAUGCCUAAAUAUUCGACCCUUUUAAGCUUUAAAUGCCCUCCCGUCUGCACGGUGUUUACAGGCGAAGCUAUUGCGCUAUUAGAGGCCGUCAAAUUUAUUCGGGUUCAUAAGUUUAACAAAUCUAUAAUUUUUUCAGAUUCUUUGAGCUGCCUUUAUGCCAUUGACUCAAACCUAUUUAUCUCCAGUUCUAUACAUCCGCUAAUUUUCCAAAUUAAAGAAAUGCUGUACGAAUGCUAUAUUAAUAACACUGAGGUAGUUAUUGCCUGGAUUCCAAGUCAUACGGGCAUCAGAGGGAACGAAGUGGUUGACUCAUUUGCUAAGGAUGCUGCAACAUCGGGAAGCUCUGAUCAUUUUCAGUUUUAUGCACUAGAUCUCAAGUGCGCGGCUAAGCCUGAUCUGAAUAAAUCCUGGCAAAAGAACUGGGAUCGUUCUAGACAACUAAAAGGAAAUAGUGAUACCUUUGGACGUACUUUUAUGGACAUUCUCUAUGGACAAAUGUGGUUCCUGUACUUGACAUUGGCAGUAAUGGUCGUCUCUACUCUAUGA